UUCAACCUCUCGCACUGCCAGCUGGUGACCCUGAUCAGCCGGGACGAGCUGAACGUCCGCUGCGAGUCGGAGGUUUUCCACGCCUGCAUCAACUGGGUGAAACACGACUGUCCCAACCGCCGCCUCUACGUCCAGGCUCUGCUCCGCGCCGUCCGCUGCCAUUCCCUCACCCCGCAUUUCCUCCAGAUGCAGCUCCAGAAAUGCGAAAUCCUCCGCUCCGAUUCCCGGUCCAAGGAUUACCUGGCGCAAAUCUUUCAGGAUCUGACCCUUCAUAAACCCACCCAGGUCUUACCCUGCCGUACCCCCAAAGUGGGGCAGCUCAUUUACACGGCCGGAUAUUAUCGUCAGUCUUUGAGUUAUUUGGAAGCUUACAACCCCCGGGACGGGUCGUGGAUCCGUUUAGCCGACCUUCAGGUUCCUCGGAGCGGUUUGGGGGGUUGCGUGGUGGGGGGGCUUUUUUACGCCGUGGGGGGACGGAACAAUUCCCCCGACGGAAACACGGACUCGGCCGCCAUCGAUUGUUAUAACCCCAUGACCGACCAGUGGUCCCCCUGCGCCCCCAUGAGCGUCCCCCGCAAUCGCAUCGGGGUGGGGGUCAUCGACGGCAUGAUUUACGCCGUGGGGGGGUCGCACGGAUGCAUCCAUCAUAGCAGCGUGGAGAGGUACGAGCCGGAGAGGGACGAGUGGCAGCUGGUGGCCCCCAUGCUGACGCGCCGGAUCGGGGUGGGGGUGGCGGUUCUCAACCGUCUCCUUUACGCCGUGGGGGGGUUCGACGGCAGCGCCCGCCUCAGCUCCGCCGAGUGCUACCACCCCGAGCGGGACGCCUGGAGAGCCAUCGCCCCCAUGGCCACCAUCCGCAGCGGCGCCGGGGUCUGCGCCCUCAAUAAUUGCAUUUACGCCAUGGGGGGCUACGACGGGACGGACCAGCUCAACAGCACCGAGCGUUACGAGGUGGAGACGGACACCUGGACCUUCGUGGCACCCAUGCGGUACCGGCGCAGCGCCCUCGGCGUCACCGUCUACCAGGGCAAGAUCUACGUCUUGGGGGGCUACGACGGCCACACGUUCUUGGAUUCGGUGGAAUGUUACGACCCGGUCGCCGACGCCUGGACGGAGGUGACGCGGAUGACGUCGGGACGCAGCGGGGUGGGGGUGGCCAUCACCAUGGAGCCGUGCCGAAAACAAACCGACCGAACCGAGUGUCCGUGCUAACCCCGGCGCCGCCGUGGAGGGGUGGGGUGGGGGGG
Molecule: messenger RNA, 1247 nt
Organism: Harpia harpyja (harpy eagle)
Lineage: Eukaryota; Metazoa; Chordata; Aves; Accipitriformes; Accipitridae
Gene: KEAP1
Product: kelch like ECH associated protein 1
Molecular function (GO): protein binding
Source: RefSeq, a predicted model, not a curated record